UUGUCGACAGUUAAAUGGUGGGCAUUCGCUUUUUUUUUACCACCGGUGACCUCGGGUGGCAUUUUAUAGACUCAGAGUCCGCAUAUCAACCGGGGAUAAUGAAUCUCUGAGGAGACCUCGCCGCCGGCGUCCGAACCCUAACCGCCACCACUCCACACCAAACCCGAAGAAGAACUAGCUGCGGCGGCAGCAGCAGCAUGGUGCUGAUCCCUCUCGUCCGCGACUACAUCGACCGCAUGCUCCACGACAUCCCAGGGAUGAAGGUCCUCGUGCUCGACCCCCAAAGCGUCGGGAUGGUGAGCGUGGUGUACAGCCAGUCGGAUCUGCUGCGAAAGGAGGUGUUCCUCGUGGAGACGGUCGACAACGCCUCCAGCUCCAGGGAGUCCAUGGCGCACCUCAAGGCUGUCUACUUCCUCCGACCCUCCUCGGACAACGUCCAGAAGCUCCGUAGGCACCUUGCCGCGCCGCGCUUCGCCGAGUACCACCUCUUCUUCUCCAAUAUACUGAAGAUUCCACAGAUUCAGGUGCUCGCCGAUUCUGAUGAGCAGGAGGUUGUGCAGCAAGUUCAGGAGUUUUAUGCUGAUUUUUGUGCCAUUGACCCAUACCAUUUCACUCUCAACAUACAAAAUAACCACAUGUACAUGCUUCCAACUUUGGUCGGUCCUCCUGGUAUUCAGAGCUUCUGUGAUCGAGCUGUUGAUGGCAUUGCUUCUGUCUUUUUGGCCCUUAAGCGCCGCCCUAUUAUUAGAUAUCAAAGGGCAUCAGAUGCUGCAAAAAGGAUUGCACAAGAAACUGCGAGAUUGAUGUAUGAUCAGGAAAGUGGCCUGUUUGACUUUAGACGAACAGAAAACUCUUCCUUGUUGUUGGUGAUUGACAGAAGGGAUGAUCCUGUUACACCUUUACUUAACCAAUGGACGUAUCAGGCAAUGGUUCAUGAGCUUAUUGGAAUCGAGAACAAUAAAGUAGAUCUUAGGGGAUUUACUAAUGUCCCUAAAGACCAGCAGGAGGUGGUUCUAUCAUCAAUCCACGAUGAUUUUUUUAGAGUUAACAUGUUUGAGAAUUUUGGGGACCUUGGUAUGAACAUCAAAAGAAUGGUAGAUGACUUUCAGCAUCUUUCAAAGAGCAGCCUGAAUCUCCAGAGUAUAGGUGAUAUGGCAAAAUUCGUGACCAACUAUCCUGAAUAUCGAAAGGCACAUGGAAAUGUAACGAAACAUGUUGCUUUGGUAAGCGAGAUGAGCAGAAUUGUGGAGGAAAGGAAGCUUAUGCUAGUUUCACAGACAGAACAAGAGCUAGCAUGUACAAGUGGACAAGCAGCCGCCUUUGAGGCUGUCACUUCCUUGCUAAACAAUGAAAGUGUAUCUGAUAUUGAUCGCUUACGACUAGUAAUGCUAUAUGCUUUGCGGUAUGAAAAAGAAAGUCCAGUUCAGUUGAUGCAGCUUUUCAACAAAUUAGCUUCUCGUUCUGCCAAAUACAAGUCUGGGCUUGUUCAAUUCCUCCUUAAGCAAGCUGGUGUUGAUAAGAGAACAUGCGAUUUGUACGGGAACCGUGACCUAUUAAAUAUUGCUCGCAACAUGGCUCGUGGGCUUAAGGGAGUUGAGAAUGUGUACACCCAACACCAGCCUCUUCUCUUCCAAACGAUGGAAGGAAUCAUGAAAGGGCGAUUACGAGAUGCUGACUAUCCACUUGUUGGCAAUCACUUCCAGCAGGGCAGGCCUCAAGAUGUUGUCAUAUUCAUUGUUGGAGGGACAACUUACGAGGAAGCAAGAUCGGUGGCCCUUUUUAACACAGCAAAUCCUGGAGUUCGUUUCUUCCUUGGAGGUUCAGCGGUUCUAAAUUCAAAGAGAUUUCUUGAAGAUUUGGGAGAGGCGCAAAGAAUAUCGAAAUCGAGCACUCUAGUAUGAGCAGAAUGGUGCUAUCUCCUGUUUGAAGUGUUCCAGCGUAUGACAAUUGACAGUGUUGGCUCCACUUUUGCAUAUAAUCAAAUUUGUUUUAAAAUUAGUAACAUAGCUUUAGGUGCGUAGUGCAACACCAUACAAAAUAAGUAGUAGGUGACCAAGGUUUUCUUUUCAUCGUUAUUGUUUUCUUUUUUACAUAGUUUUUGAGCAGAAAAAACAGCAGGCUAGGGUCCUACUGUCGCAUUUUAUUAUGCAUAAAAAAAAACUCCAAGGAAGGGCAGCAGGAAGACAAAAAAAGAGGGACAAAAAUCAUGAAGAAAAAAAGGCUAAUAGAGGGAGACAUUCUGUUCAAAUGAAGGAGAACAUUAUUUACAAAGCAACUCUUCCACGCACUGGAAGAGGAUUGCAAUAUGAAGAUUUUAGCAUUACGUUGCUUUCAGAUUUCUCAAGCAGUAAUGAGAGACUUCCAUGAAGAAAGGGUAGGGGAACUCUCUCCUUGCAUGUCUGAAGCUAGAGAUUCCAAGAGAUGCCACAAAAUGUCCAGCAUUCCAUGCUAAAUGGCCUGCUGAAGAAGAUGUGAUAAGGGGUUUCUUCCAUACUCCUGUUGCAAAGCACGCAAGAAUAGUCAUCUCUUUGCACUCUGAAAUUUUUUCGUCUGAGGAGAUUUCUUGAGUUGAGGCGAUCUUUGAAAAGAAGCCAGGCAAAAUCGAUUUUCAAUAUGCACUUCGACCUCCAAAUCUAGCUAAAUGGAGGGGGCUGAAUUGAUCUAGAGGUUGUAUUGUAAAAUUUCCUGGAAAAAUACUCGGAGUUCCCCUAGUAGUAAUUCCAAGUGUCCCAUUGAUCA
This is a messenger RNA of Phragmites australis (common reed), 2739 nucleotides long. Its product is annotated as vacuolar protein sorting-associated protein 45 homolog. The record is from RefSeq and is a predicted model, not a curated record. Gene Ontology annotation, cellular component: Golgi membrane. Gene Ontology annotation, biological process: vesicle-mediated transport; intracellular protein transport. The transcript is spliced from 14 exons. Lineage: Eukaryota; Viridiplantae; Streptophyta; Magnoliopsida; Poales; Poaceae. The coding region runs from base 198 to 1901 and encodes 567 amino acids.